AUGGCGACCGUUCCUCCCAGCACCAUCGCUCCCAAGAGCCAUGUCGGUUUCGACAGCAUCACGUCCCAGAUUGAGCGCAAGCUCUUGAAGCGUGGCUUCCAGUUCAACGUCAUCUGCGUUGGCCAAACUGGUAUGGGCAAGUCCACCCUGAUUAACACCAUCUUCGCUUCGCACCUCAUCGACUCCAAGGGUCGCCUCCAGCCCGAGGAGCCCAUCCGCUCCACCACUGAGAUCCAGGCCGUGUCCCACAUCAUCGAGGAGAACGGCGUCCGAUUGAGACUCAACAUCGUCGACACCCCUGGAUACGGCGACCUGGUCAACAACGACCGUUGCUGGGACCCCAUCGUCAAGUAUAUCAAGGAUCAGCACUCCGCGUACUUGCGCAAGGAGCUCACGGCACAGCGAGAGCGCUACAUCCAGGAUACUCGUAUCCACUGCUGCCUCUUCUUCAUCCACCCCUCGGGCCACUCCCUGAAGCCUAUCGACAUUGUUGUCUUGAAGAAGCUUUCUGAUGUCGUCAACGUCGUUCCUGUCAUCGCCAAGGCUGACUCCCUGACCUCUGAGGAGCGCCUGGCCUUCAAGGAGCGCAUUAAGGAGGAGUUCUCUUUCCACAACCUCAAGAUGUACCCCUACGACAACGACGAGUUUGACGAGGAGGAGCGCGCCCUGAACAGCCAGAUCAAGAGCCUCGUCCCCUUCGCUGUCGUCGGGUCCGAGAAGUCGAUCAUUGUCAACGGCAAGCAGGUUCGCGGCCGACAGAACCGAUGGGGUGUCAUCAACGUCGAGGAUGAGACUCACUGCGAAUUCGUCUACCUGCGCAACUUCCUCCUCCGAACCCACCUCCAGGAUCUUAUCGAGACCACCUCCCAGAUCCACUACGAGACUUUCCGUGCCAAGCAACUACUGGCCCUGAAGGAGAGCAGCGCUCAUGGUGGUGCCAGCAGCCGGCCCAUCAGCCCCGCUGCUGACCGAGAGAUGAGCCGAAGCUCGCAAAGAAUGACGAUGAACGGCUACUAA
This is a messenger RNA of Ilyonectria robusta, 1017 nucleotides long. RefSeq names its product Septin-type guanine nucleotide-binding (G) domain-containing protein. Gene Ontology annotation, biological process: cytoskeleton-dependent cytokinesis. The coding region runs from base 1 to 1017 and encodes 338 amino acids. Gene Ontology annotation, cellular component: septin complex; microtubule cytoskeleton; septin ring. The record is from RefSeq and is a predicted model, not a curated record. NCBI's taxonomy places the organism in Eukaryota, Fungi, Ascomycota, Sordariomycetes, Hypocreales, Nectriaceae. The transcript is spliced from 3 exons. Gene Ontology annotation, molecular function: GTP binding; GTPase activity; molecular adaptor activity.